AUGAGAGGCAGUAUCGACUAUCGACGACCUUAUGAGCCGAUCAAAGUGCCACGUCUCAAGCCUGAGGAACUUGCUCCUGCGGCUUCGGCCGCCCCCCCUCCUCCUCCUACCCCUCCUCCUCCUCCCACUCCUCCUCCUCCUCCCACUCCUCCUAGUCCUCCUCCUCCUGCUGCUGCUGCUGCGCCGCCUGCGCCUGCACCUGCACCUGCACCUGCGCCCGCUGCUCCAGCCCCCGCCCCCGCUUCCAGGAAGCGGCGAAGAUGUGGGGAAUGUGGAAAUUUCCACAAAGGGGGUUGCUGGCCCCUUUGUGACGCCUGCGGGCGUCGCCACUUAGGCGACUGCCCCCCGCCCCGGCCUGCCAGCCGCCAGCCAGCCGCGGCCCCCCAAGCUCCUCCCGCCCCGCCCCCCUCUACCUCCUCAGCGGGCGCCGUCCUCCCGCCCGCCAACCUGCCCACCAAACCGCCCACCAAGAAGCGCCGCGGUCGGGGCAAGAAGACCAAGAAGGGCAAGGGGGAGGGCCGGGAGGCCGAAAAGAACUGA
Aspergillus viridinutans is the source of this 540-nucleotide messenger RNA. RefSeq lists its product as uncharacterized. The record is from RefSeq and is a predicted model, not a curated record. Lineage: Eukaryota; Fungi; Ascomycota; Eurotiomycetes; Eurotiales; Aspergillaceae. The transcript has 3 exons. Bases 1 to 540 code for a protein of 179 amino acids.